Molecule: messenger RNA, 4402 nt
Organism: Lagopus muta (rock ptarmigan)
Lineage: Eukaryota; Metazoa; Chordata; Aves; Galliformes; Phasianidae
Gene: DKK2
Product: dickkopf WNT signaling pathway inhibitor 2
Exons: 4
Coding region: 561-1367 (268 amino acids)
Biological process (GO): multicellular organism development; negative regulation of canonical Wnt signaling pathway
Cellular component (GO): extracellular region
Molecular function (GO): receptor antagonist activity; co-receptor binding
Source: RefSeq, a predicted model, not a curated record
UAAAAAGUAAAGAGAAGGGGGAGAGAGAGAGAGAGUGAAAGAAAACGAAGCCCAGCUUCUGCCGGUGCUGCUUGGAUUGGAUCUGGUUUGAGUUUCCUCUCUGCUGGCUUAUGCAGCAGGAGAGGAGGAGUGGGGGAAGUAACUUGCUCGCCGCCCUUCCUCUGGAGCUGAACAAACGUGCUGGGGACUGUGCCGGCGGCAGCUGCCCGGCUGCACUGCCUUGCAGCCUGUUGCUCUGAGUUACUAGAAAACUGCUUGGACUUCUCAAGAACCUGGAGGAGAAAGCCACCACUUUACAGACCCGCUUAGUUGCUCAGUGUCUGUAGACUUGACACGUUUUUGUUUUUGUUUUUCCUAGGGAAUUCUUUUUUUUUUACUACUUUUCUCCCGUCUUUCUCAGAACAGCAGCUCCUUGAGUGUGUGGCACUGAAAUCUGUUGCCUUAUUAACAACACUGGGAGAUAUUUUUUCCAAACGUUUCCCCCCCCUCUUUUCCUUAAAAAAGAAAAAAAAAAAAUCAAAAUCGAAGGAAAAAAUAUAAGCCUUCUGGGGGGAGGGGAGAUGAUCGUGCUGAUGUGGAAUAAGUGCUCCUGCUGCCUCCUCUUACUAGCCGCGGUCCUGAUCAUGGAGAGCUCCCAGCUAGACAGCUCCAGCUCCAAGGUGAACUCCAUCAAGUCCACCCUGAUGGGGGAGGCUCCAACUCAGGCAACCAACAGAUCCGCAGGCAUCCACCAGGGACUGAAGCUUGCUAGCAGUAAGAAGGGGAAAAUGCUAGAGCAGAUAAGAAAACCUCCCAAGCACUAUCACCGGCAAGGAGAGAUCUAUCCUUGCACCAAUGACAAGGAAUGUGAAGUUGGGCGGUACUGUCACAGUCCUCAUCAAGCAUCAUCUGCCUGCAUGUUGUGCCGGAGGAAGAAGAAACGGUGCCACAGAGAUGGCAUGUGCUGCCCGGGGAAUCGCUGCAACAACGGUAUUUGCGUACCAGUAACUGAAAACAUCCUCACACCUCACAUCCCUGCACUAGAGGGGCCACGCAACAAGAACAGUCAUUAUGCUAGCAAGGAUUUGGGAUGGCAAAACUUAGGGAGGGCGCAGUCCAAGCUGUCACACAUUAAAGGACAUGAAGGCGAUCCCUGCCUGCGGUCAUCAGACUGUAUUGAGGGAUACUGCUGUGCUCGCCAUUUCUGGACCAAAAUUUGCAAGCCUGUAUUGCAUCAGGGGGAGGUGUGCACCAAGCAGCGCAAGAAAGGCUCCCAUGGACUAGAGAUUUUCCAGAGAUGUGACUGUGCCAAAGGGCUGUCUUGCAAAGUAUGGAAAGAUGCAACCUCUUCUUCUAAAUCAAGACUUCACGUGUGUCAGAAAAUCUGAAGGGUAGAUAGUACUAAGUAUUAAGUGACUGGUUUUCUGUAUUUAAUGUGUUACAGUAUGCUGGGAAAUGAGGACUGCAUGUGAAAGAGGAAUGGCUAAAUUAACAAGGUAGGAGUAGAAAAAAGUCACAUCAAAUGCAUUUCUUUUUAAGCUGGUGGAAAACACCGGAGCAGCCAGAGAUUUCCCACUGUGCAGUAAAUAACUGUAAAUAACUCGUACAGUCUGUGGGAAAUGCUAAUAUGCAAAUAAGUACAGUGGAAAUUUAAUGCCAUUUACCUUGCUGUGUUGUCCCAUGAUGUUCCAGGGGCCAGUAUAAGGGCUGCAGUGAUUUUCCACCGUGGCAAUGCCUGCUAAAUAAAUUGUAUACAUUGUACUCCUAUAGGAAGCUGUGCAUUCCAGGAAGACUUGUCUGUCAACACAUUAUCAGUGACUAAAAUAUUAUACAUUGCAGGUGCGAGGGAUGGAAAUACAGUUACUGUGAAUCUCCAUACACUUGUCAUGCAGGGCUGACGCUUCAGCAAAGAAAGCAUGCUUGCAGGACUGCUACGAGAGUCCUGAAUUUUGUAGGCCCUCACAAAAAGGUGAGAACUUGCCACCUCAUCAUUUCAAGACAGCAAGCAGUUUCUCUAAUCAGAGUCAUUUAAACAGGGUUUUCUUUCUAUAUUUAGGCGAACUGAAAUGCUUUAUGUAGUUCAAUGUCAUAGUAGGGCACUUAAUCGCUUGUAUUUGUCUCGGUUUACUGCUAGUGUACAUUGGAUUGAACAGAUGGAACAAAUACAUGCAUGCUGAAUCCAGAAUUAUAUACAGGCAGUUGCUCAUUAGACCUAACUAUUCUUUCUUUUCCUAAACAUACCUGCAUUAUAGACAUUUCCAAAGAGAUAGUGGAGUGUUGAAUAUCUAACUAAUAUCUUAGUGUUAGAAAUUCAACACUAAGAGAUACGAAAUUGUGCCAGAAGAUGUAGGCGCUUGUUGGGGAAUUUAGAUUGUACUGCUAUAAACUCAAAGUUUUACUUUUCAGUAGUAGCAAUGGGCUACAGUUUGCUAUUAAUGCUAAAUCUGAUUGCAUUCUGCAAAUGGAUUUCUUUUUUAGCGGUAGCAAAGAAAAAGUUGGCACUUCCUCUCCUGCAGAAAACAAUGCAAGAAAAUAUGGUAGAGCCACAAAAGACUUAUUAUGCAUCAUGUGAUGAUGCAGCAUACCAGUUUCUGGCAUGUAUCUAACAUGAACUCGAUCUCUUCUAAAGGGAUCUUCUCCGGAUUUUUCUGUCAGGAAUUCUGGAAGUACCUGGACUAUGGAAACAACUCUGUGUUGUUUGUGUAGCAGUUAGAAGUUGAAGGAUGGAGAUUAUCCUUUUUUUUCCUCACAGUUCUUUUUAAACUUUUGUCCAUUUUACUUGUUCACAAGUAAUUCUUGUGUAUAGAUGUUGAUAAAGAGUCUGAUAUUUCUUUUAAGAAGUCUGGUUCUAUAACUGACCUACUGCUAAUCUGUAAUUACCCAUUUGUAAUUUACUUAGUUUCACAUUUUGUAACACACAAGACUUUUCUGUUUCAUCAGUUCUGAACAUAUAUACACCAAUACGUAGUUUUGAGACCAUGUCAUCCUGUACCUAAAACACUUUUUCCACUGAUACAUCUCUACCAGUGGUUGUUUUAAAGUUACACCUUAUGCACCCACUGAGGCUUAGAUUUCCUAAUAAGAAUACAUUGCCUUUAGACUUAAGAGUCUAAAAAAGAGAAAGGAAAGAAAAUUAAGAGUAAUUCACAAGUCUCUUACCUUACUGGAGUUAUUUUUUAAUUGCCAUAAGGGGUUCUGGGGUUUUUUAACAGUCUCAGUUAGACUUCAGUCUCACAGUCCUAUCAGCUCCGCUUUGGUUAUUUCAAAGGAGUUCUUGUACCUAAAACAGGAAUAAGGUUCAGAAAUAGCAUAAUUUCAAGAUAUUGAAAAAGCGCAGGAACCAAAUCUGUGUUAUUUACACUGACAGCACAUGCUCAGCAGAGGAGCUCUGUUGCCUUCAUUGCAAUUAUGUGUACAAGAAAGUGUAAUCCAAAUGGAGCUGUGGGGUCGCAGAAAUGGGCUCAGCAAUUUUGAGCUUUUAUCAUUAGCUUGACCCUCUCCCUUUUCCUCUUACAAAACACAGUUAUGUGUGAUAAUUUAUUUACAGGAAAUGUUUAAUGAGAUGUAUUUUCUUAUAGAGAUAUUUCUUACAAAAAGCUUUGUAGCAAAGUAUAUUUGCAGCCUGUUGACUUUUAAUGUAGAAAAAUGUAUAAUAAGAUUAAAUAUAUUAAAUGUCCUUUCCCAUUUCUCCACAAAUCUUUUACCCAUAUUCUUUUAUUUACCUGCUGCUUCAGAAGAUGAGUUCUUUCUGUCUGGAAGGAUGUGUGUGCUUUGGCUGUAGAAGUAAGAGCAUCCGCUCACCUCAUGGCACCAUGUAGGCUGAAUUGUGGUCAAACACAUAAAGGCCAGGUUACAAUGAUCACACUUCAUUUCCACCUAAACAUUUGAGUAUAAGAUUUGAAAGUAAUGCAUCUGGAUGCACUCCUUCAACUGGGCUUAAAAAGGAAAGAGCUCAGACACAGUCCCCAGAGCAGUACAAAUCUGAGACUCACAGUGGGUACGUCCGACAUUAAAAUUACAAUGGCAUUUUGCUGUACGUUACAGCAUACAAAUACAUUGCGGCAAGAUAAAAGCACUAGCAAAUCUGAAAUGGUAGAUAAGUAGUAUUCAGCUCUAAUAACAUGAAAUAAUCCAUACAACCCAACUGGAAGCAUCGCUACAAGAAACAGCCAAGUUUUGAGCCCAGGAAAACCCUUCCAGGUCUCAAUAACUAUUGCCAAAAAAAAGCUGUGGUUAUUGAGCAAUGGUCUCAAUAUUCUUGUUACUUGUUUCUGGGAAUCCUUUGCUCAAACAGAUGUACACUUGGAGAAUGAAAUGGUCCCCAGGUAGCAUUAGUGUUUGUAAAAAAUAAUAAGGUUUUGCUACUGUUGCUUACAGUCUUUGGUGGGUAGUCUUCCUUUGACCAUAUUAACACUUACAGCAA